Drosophila elegans is the source of this 608-nucleotide messenger RNA. RefSeq lists its product as uncharacterized. The record is from RefSeq and is a predicted model, not a curated record. The transcript has a single exon. Lineage: Eukaryota; Metazoa; Arthropoda; Insecta; Diptera; Drosophilidae. Bases 210 to 575 code for a protein of 121 amino acids.
AUAUGUAUGUGUCGUAGAAUGAUUAAUUUGCCCACUGUAUAUGUGUGGCAUAGAAUGGUUAGUUUGACCAUUGUGCAUGCAUGUACAGUUUGAGUGGCGACACGAUGUCGCUAACGGUGGUUUUCAGAACGCGCAACAGCUAAGGAAAAGAGACAUCCUCUGCUGUUGAGUAAGGUCUGUUCGUAGGGGCGUAGAAAAGAGAUAGCAUUAUGAUCUGCAAAACUUGUGAAAUAACUUGGAAUGUGCGUAGUGAGUUCAGUUACGAUCACGCCACUGAAACGAACAGAACUUGCUGCGUCCGAAAAAUGGAAAUAAAUGAGCCAUCUCCGACAUCAGAAGUGGGAUCUGCUUUGCCUACUGAUCCACAUUUGUUAGCAUUGGAACUGCAAAAUCGCAACCUGAUGGAAAUAAUUAAAAACAUGCAGACUCCAAAGGCGCCGCAAUCCGAUGGUAAAGCUUCGCACAUUACCUUACCAAAAUUUAACCCUGACGUGGCUGGAGUGGAGCCCUCACUUGGUGCAGCACGGUGGACCUUAUAUUUGCUGAUAACGAUCUCCAAGGUAGCAAUCUGGUGAUAGCACUAAGUAAAGCACUAGAAGGCACCGCAU